Messenger RNA from Polistes dominula (European paper wasp), 2112 nucleotides. RefSeq lists its product as uncharacterized. The record is from RefSeq and is a predicted model, not a curated record. Lineage: Eukaryota; Metazoa; Arthropoda; Insecta; Hymenoptera; Vespidae.
AAAAUCAAAUUGUCGAUGAAGAAAUUAUCGAUAGGCGUUUAUCGAUUUUCAAUUUAACGCGCCAAUUUUCCGAAAUAAUUCUGACCAAUCGCAACGCUCCUGUUAUUCGUUUUUCCCUUUCCACCUUUGAAAUUUAAAUUUGAGCGGGAAAUGAAAUUUUGGUGGCUGACAUCUUGCGUGGUGCAUUCAAGAACGUCUUGCGCGACGAAAAGUCUCCGAAUCGAUUUACACGUAGAGUUUUAACUGCACAUAUACACGCAUACAUAUAUGUAUAUAUAACCAAAAAGAUAUAUGUAUAAAGAGAGAAAAUUGUCAGAGUAGGAAGAGAAACGUGGUGUGCCUAGGAGGCUAAGCGACGGCCCUUAGGGUUCGCACAAUUUUUUUAUGUGCAAAGGGUGGCGACAAAAGGGACCGUAUAACGAAGAGGAAGGGAGAAAAAAAGAGAAAAACAGAAACAUUCAAAGAGAGCAAGAGAAAGAGAGUAAGUACAACCACGUGAUAAAAGUAGAAGAGGGAGAAACGUUAAGGGGAAAGGGCUCGGAGGGAAAAGGACAACAGAUGUCCUACUGUAUGACGCACGGGGAUAUUUAGCCUUCAAGAAGAUAGUCGUUGCCUUGUUUCUGCACGUUGCGGAAGUAUAGUGGUUACGAAAAAGAGGCUAAUUUUUUUCUUCUUUCUAUCUCUUCUUCUCUUUCCUUCUUUUCUACAUUUAUUUUUAUCUUUUCUAUCACGCGUGCUGAAACAAGGUUUAUUACAAGGAACUGUACACCAAAUUACGACGCAGUUUUGAAAACAAAAAGGAGGGAAAAUGUCGUUGAAAUAUUAAAGGAUCACAAUCGUUCGAAGAUGUGCGAAAUUUCUAAGAUCCAACGAAGGAUAUUUCGCGAUCAGGAUCCACCACGAAUACGUGACAAAACAACGGAUAAACAAUGUUUAAAAACCGAAGAAGAAUUUUCCAAAUCAACCCCAAAUUCACCAACUGCAUUGCAACAAAGGGCAUCGUCCUCUAGUUUGGAAAAAUGUUUGAGCGAGCCAGAAUAUUUGGAAAAGAAAUCAAAGGACUACGAUGAUCAUACGAGGAUCAAAAUUGAAGAUAAUCGUUCGUCGUUAUCAUUGAAGGAUCAUAAUUUAAUCGAUGAUAAAAGAAAUGAUUCUUCUUUCGGAUCAACGAAUAGGAUUCAGGAUUUCGUUGUCGAACUUUCUACGAAAGUGCCUUCAUCUUCAUCCUCAUCCUCCUCUUCUUCUUCUUCUUCUUCUUCGGUUUGUGAUAAAAAGGUGAUUGGUAACGGUUUAAAAAACGAAUCCUCGGACAGCUGCGAAGUUUUGACGAACGAAAAAAAAAUGGCACCAGUUUUGGGUGUCCCACCACCACCACCACCUGCACCUCAUAUGGGACCUGAUGGCCUAAUUUUACCUAGGAAACCUUACAACCCUUGCCUGACGUCUAACAAUCAUAAAGAUUUACGUAGAGAGUUACUUUUUAAUCAGAAAAUAGGUAGAAACGUGUUAAAUCAAAAAAGCGAAUUACAAAGAGCUUUGGAAAAACAGAGAGAAAAUGCGUCGCGAAAAGAAGCUGAAAAAAUUCGCGAGGAAACGUUUAAGGACGAUCCAAGGACAGCAUUGCAAAGGGCGAUAGAACAAAGAGCUAAACACAUUCAAAUAAUGCAAGAAAAAUCACAACCAAUGAUCGAACCACCAAAUAAUCUUUUGAUAACAGCGAGAGCGAAAUUAAGAACGCGUACAGAUUCCCAAUGAAUUAGGAAUUAAACAUGGACAUUGUUGGAUCGUGUGUAAUACGUGAAUUUAACAACAAACUUUAACUUUAACAAACAAAACAAACGAUAAUAAUUAUUACGUUUUCGUUAUAAUGAAUUUUAAAUAUCAGAUGAUCAAUCUUUUAGAACGUAAUCCUCUGUAUAUAUAGAUAUACAUAAAACUUACAUACAUAUAUAUAUACAAAUACACACACACAUACAAACAAACAUACAUAUAUUCGUAUAUGAGAAUAAUUUUGUUUUUUUAGAAAAGCAGGACCAUAAACUCGCACUCCUUAUAGUCAUAGUUAACGAAAAAAAGAAGUAAGAACCAAACGUCUUAAAAAAAAAAAAAAAA